Molecule: messenger RNA, 534 nt
Organism: Anopheles cruzii
Lineage: Eukaryota; Metazoa; Arthropoda; Insecta; Diptera; Culicidae
Product: dynein regulatory complex protein 8
Exons: 5
Coding region: 1-486 (161 amino acids)
Molecular function (GO): calcium ion binding
Source: RefSeq, a predicted model, not a curated record
AUGACCGAUUUCGAGUACUCCGACAUUAAUCCCGCGAAUGAACUUGAAAAAAGGAUCGCUGAUGCAUUUCUAAUUUUCGACCAUCACGGCAAUAGAACGGUGGAUGUUCGGGAAAUUGGAACUAUUUUGCGGUUUCUGGGUUGCGUUCCCACCGAGGCGGAUGUGAAUGAAGUAAUCUCAGCCACGGAGUUUGAAGAUUCGAAUGGCACUGUACAUUUGUCCAAAUUCUUACCGUACGUUAGCCAACUGAUAGCUGAGCACAAAAUGGAACCGGCUCCGCCAGAAAAGUUGCUUAAGGCCUUCCGUGUACUGGAUCAAGAGGGCAAAGGGUUCGUCGACAAGGAGUAUAUGACAAAGCUUAUCACCGAAGAAGGGGAACCGUUCACUGUGGAGGAGCUGGAGGAAAUGAUGGCUGUUGCUGUAGACAUGGCCACCGACAAGAUUGCCUACGAGCUGUAUCUAAAUCAAUUGUUGGUGGAUUUCUAAAAUAGCAGACCAUUCGAGUUAAAUAAAAAUCAUCUUUGGUUCAACAAA